AUGAGAGUGUUGGAAAGUACUUGUGGGGAACCUCGACUUGUUCCGGCUAUCACUGAGACAAGUGACGUCUUAAGUAACCACGAUUUUCGCGAGAAGCUCGAUGAGCAAGGGAAAGUGUUUGCUGCAAAGUGUAAGGAAAGAGGAUGGAAAGUAGAGGAAGUAUCGAGGAUCGACUCUUUUAUGGAUAGGCUGCAUAGCCAUGUGAAUGAGAUGAACGAAAGGCUGGCCCAAAUUGAACUUUUUUCUUGGAGACAUUCCAUCGACACACCGAAAUUCUUACGAACUGUGUUCGGAAGUCGUCCAUUUUUCGACGUUAACAGGAAUCGAACGUCUGUUGAUGAAUGCCUCAACACGUUUUUCACGUAUCCUCAAAAAACGAAGGAAACAAUUCCUCGCAAGGCGUUUAAUUCAUACGUCGAGAACCUACGCGAAAAGAUCCGUGCGAAACAGAAGGUUCCUUCCCUUACAAGAAUGCAGAGUACCAGCAUGAGCGCAUCAACCCGACAAUGA
Messenger RNA from Cooperia oncophora, 510 nucleotides. The record is from the annotation of a GenBank genome assembly. Lineage: Eukaryota; Metazoa; Nematoda; Chromadorea; Rhabditida; Trichostrongylidae.